AUGGAGCCGUCGUCUCCGAUUUCUGUCAUCCGUCGCAGGGCCUACGCCCAUACCUUUGCACAAUUGGCCAAUGCUAGCAUUGAGGCGGAUUGCGAGCUUCAGGCGUCUUCCACGGACCCCUCUCAGGCCCUGUCGGGAGAUCGGCCGACAGUUGACCGCGAGCCUUUCCACCCUCGGACGCCCGUGGAACUUGAAAGCGUCCUCGCUCUCUUGGUUCUUUCCAUCUACGAAUAUACCCAGCGGGGCAAUCUUCUAAAAAUGCGCUACCGUGCCGGUCAAGCAUUGGCAAUCGCAUUGGAUAUGUCUCUUCACGCCUUGGGAGAGGAGCAUGAUGAAUUUGCGGAGGCGCGGAGGAGAGCGUGGUGGAUGACGUAUUAUUGUGUUUUGCAAGGAUCCAUUGUUAGCACAACGCCGCUUUCGAUCGUAGCCAAUGAUCCGCAAUUCGUAACACCUUAUCCGCGAUUCUCUGCGGAUCCAGAUGGAUGGUCCGUCCUAAUGCAAGCUCAACAAGUACUUGUCUCGGCGACUCAGUAUAUCAUCGACCUGAACAAAUGCAUCGCAACCAGGACCAAUAUGCAUUACAUCUAUGAACGCAUGCGACAGCUUGAUGCUUGGGCUAGUUCUGCGCUGGCGCAGUCCAAUUUGCUCCCCAUCGUUCCUCAAUCUGUAAACCGUGGCGGUGAUAUUGAAUACUCCAUAGCCCAAAGUAUUCGUGCAAUCUCGCGCAUUAAGAUAUCCAGCGCACAAAUCAAAAUUCAUCGCUUCAGGGCGUUCUCGGACAUUCCCAUCUUCAUCAAGAAACAUUGCGAUCUUACCGCAGCCAACGCCGGCAACGCGGCCCCAGGAAACCAAACCAAGCAGAGCAAGGCCGCCAGCGGGAUCAACACCAUCGGGUGCUCAUGUGGAGGAUUGGAACCACUUCAGCAGCCUCCAAGCGAACUUACGCCCUCAUCAAUGUCCUCGGCGUCAUCGGAUUACAACUCGAUGUCGCAGUAUUCAUUCACAAACGGGUUCCCUUACAGCUCUCAACACUCGGCCAAGAUAUGCCUUCGAGCAGCUCUGCUGAUCUCGCACAUGUUCCAGAGCUUACCGCUACCACGGCCACUGAGCGAAGGGGGCAAAGGCAUGCAAUUAAUGCCACAAAAUGAACUACCGCGAACCAUGCCAUCGUUUGCUUGCUGCUUGAUGCAGGGCAGCUAUGCCAUGUUGAUGAUCUUCUACAAAGCACGAGUCGAGAAGCAGAUGUCACCGGAUUAUGACAACAAAUCCAUGGACAAUCCCUCUGAUCGACUCAUCGAGGAGAUCCGCCAGGGUCUAGAACGCAUCAUUGCGACUGUGUCCAAUUACGCGAUUGCAUUCGAGGCGUUGGACGGCAUGAGAGAUGAAAUCGAAGGUGCAUAUCACACGGCGUUUCCAGAAGCGUAG
Aspergillus melleus is the source of this 1425-nucleotide messenger RNA. RefSeq lists its product as uncharacterized. Lineage: Eukaryota; Fungi; Ascomycota; Eurotiomycetes; Eurotiales; Aspergillaceae. The coding region runs from base 1 to 1425 and encodes 474 amino acids. Gene Ontology annotation, molecular function: zinc ion binding; DNA binding. Gene Ontology annotation, biological process: DNA-templated transcription. The transcript is spliced from 6 exons. The record is from RefSeq and is a predicted model, not a curated record.